GACCAUGAAUUUCAAUACAACGCCUGAACAAAUGCCUUUUUCCUCCUGUUUUCUAGCCUUGAUUACACUCCAGUCUCCACCCUGUUGUAUUACAUGCCACACUGCAGCCACAGCACUGUCAGCAUCAAUACAUAUAGUUCACCACAUUCUUGUAGCUAGCAUUAAGUUGAGCUAGGACUGUUACAAGUGUACACAUGAAAUGGGAGAAAGUCGACAUGUAUCAUCCAUGAAGGUGGUCCUGCCUGGGGAUUUGAUCAUGGAACUUCCUGUGAAGCCGGUCGAUACAAGUGAAAACGUCUUCCUUGGUCCUGGACUACGAUGGAAAGAUGGAGUUGUUAGAGCCACACGUCCUGGAAUUCUGAAGAAAGAUAGUAGGAAUUUAUACUUUAUUGAAAGCCAUCAGAAAAGGUACAUUCCUCAGAAAAGAGAGUUUGUUGUUGGAACUGUGAUAAAAAAUAAAGGUAACUCUUAUCUAGUGGAUAUUGGUAGUCAUGAACCAGCAACCAUUUCAUUUUUGGCUUUUGAAAAUGCAUCCAAAAAAACACGGAAAGAUCUCAGGCUGGGUGACCUUAUCUACGGUCAAUUAUUGGUAGCAAAUAAAGACAUGGAACCUGAACUUGUAUGCAUAGAUUUUUACAACAGAGCUGUUGGGAUGGGCACCCUGCCUGACGGUGGCCUGCUGUUCAAAGUCCCUUUACACGUGGCGAGAAGCUUAGUAAAUCCUUCCAAUCCAUUCUUGUUAGAGCUUGGAGCUCGCUUAUCUUUUAGCAUUGUUGUUGGUUUCAAUGGACGAGUGUGGGUGAAAGCCAAGAACAUGGCAGACAUGACCAGCGUGAUGCACGCAGUGUCGUUGCUCGAGUGUAUGAGUACAGAAGAAGCUCUCAUUAAAAUGCAUUCUGUUAUUGAUUCAGUGCUUUCCCAGUGCGCUGUGGACUAAUAGCUGUAGUGUUUACCCAGUAUCGAUUUUGUAUUAAUAAAUGAAUUUAUUCAUUUUGCAUACUUUGUCUAUUUUUCCCUUCAUGGAUCUCCUUUAUACAUUCUUCUUACCAGUAUUUCUUGGUGUCAAUGAGAUUUAUUGAUUUACAAUUAAUAAUAAUGACUUGAACGGGAAAUGUGUUUCAGAGUUAGUAUGAAAAUUAAUAACUACCUGUCGGAAAAUUCAUUGAAUUCAAAAUAUGUUCCAGAAAUUGUUUCAUCUUUUUUAUUAGGCUUAUUACACUCAACAAUUCUUCAGCGGUUAGCUCCUUUUGUCCUUUGAUGUAUAAUGAGCUGCAGUCAGGCCUCUGCACUGGAAAAUCUACCGUCAAUGCGGAUUCUCACCUCAUCACUUGAGUUUUUUUCUAUUGAUCUAUUUUUAUUAACAAAACAAUCGCUUGUUUCAAGCGCCAUCUAAACAGCUUCGUAGUCAUGUGGUUACCAAACCGUACAAAUCGUAGUUUUGACCCGGUUUUUUGAUUCGGUUUUUAAUGACAAGCUGCGAGGUACGAGUGGCGACGUAUGCGUCAUUGACAGUAGCUGUCUAAUGUAUUAUGGAUCCUAACAUGAUAAAGUUGAAUGCUAUUUGUUUUAUUCUUGUCAAGCUUUCAUAUGUUCUUUGUAAACUAAACAUGAUCAGUAAAAUGUGCUAUUAAGACUAAGAACGUGGGCUCCAUCUUGUAACAGAAAACGUAGUGCUGUUCAACAUAUUUUAAUGAAUAUAACUAUGCCUAUGACAAAAAUCUUAUACAAAUUAAAUGUAAACCCAUCCUUUGAACCAAAUUUAUCAUUCUUUGAGUACAAAAAUAAACUGUUACACUCUGA
Messenger RNA from Hyalella azteca, 1800 nucleotides. It is a transcript of the gene Rrp40, whose product is annotated as exosome complex component RRP40-like. Gene Ontology annotation, biological process: exonucleolytic trimming to generate mature 3'-end of 5.8S rRNA from tricistronic rRNA transcript (SSU-rRNA, 5.8S rRNA, LSU-rRNA); TRAMP-dependent tRNA surveillance pathway; CUT catabolic process. Gene Ontology annotation, cellular component: cytoplasmic exosome (RNase complex); nuclear exosome (RNase complex). Gene Ontology annotation, molecular function: RNA binding. The coding region runs from base 200 to 937 and encodes 245 amino acids. NCBI's taxonomy places the organism in Eukaryota, Metazoa, Arthropoda, Malacostraca, Amphipoda, Hyalellidae. The transcript has 3 exons. The record is from RefSeq and is a predicted model, not a curated record.